Messenger RNA from Drosophila novamexicana, 2309 nucleotides. Its product is annotated as putative sodium-dependent multivitamin transporter. Gene Ontology annotation, cellular component: membrane. The record is from RefSeq and is a predicted model, not a curated record. The transcript has 2 exons. NCBI's taxonomy places the organism in Eukaryota, Metazoa, Arthropoda, Insecta, Diptera, Drosophilidae. Gene Ontology annotation, biological process: transmembrane transport; sodium ion transport. Bases 242 to 1996 code for a protein of 584 amino acids. Gene Ontology annotation, molecular function: symporter activity.
AACGGCUGAGCUUUGCGGUUGUAACUGCGGAUGGUCCGCGUUGCGUUUGGUUAUUUGUUUAUAAUCGCGUGUUAUUUUUGUUAUGCAUAUGUGUAUGUACAUAUGUUUGUGAAUUUUACAUAUUUUAUUUGCAAGAGCCAUUGACAGUAAAAAGGUCAAUACGCUGUUACAAAAAAAAAGUGAGAAGUGUACUCACUGUGAAAAAUCAAUUAAAUUGAAAUAAUUGAAUAACACCAACAAAAUGGCACUUGGAACUUUUGAUCAGUGGGAUACACUGGUGUUGGGGGUCAUUUUGACAAUCUCGGCACUGAUUGGUAUAUACUAUCGGUAUACUGGCGGCAAACAGAAGACCACACAGGAGUAUCUGAUGGCCGAUCAGAGCAUGACUACAUUUCCGGUGUCCUUCAGCCUGAUGGCUAGUUUUAUGUCAGCCAUUACACUGAUGGGCGUCUCCAGUGAAUCGUAUCAAUUUGGAACACUAUUCGGAGCUAUAAACAUAUCAUAUAUAUUGAGCACACCGAUCGCCGCUUACAUUUUUCUCCCGGUUUUUUAUCGAAUGCGCAUAACCAGCGUCUAUGAGUAUCUGGAGCGUCGAUUUGGUCAUGCGACACGCCUGGCUGCCUCGAUUGCCUUCACCCUGCAAAUGGUGCUCUACAUGGGCAUUGCGCUCUAUGCGCCCGCCUUGGCGCUGGAGGCUGUCGCCGGCAUACCGAGAGUUACCGCUAUACUUGUCCUAGGUCUCGUCUGCACCUUUUACUCAACACUGGGUGGCCUCAAGGCUGUGCUCAUCACGGAUGUCUUUCAGUCGUUUCUCAUGUUUGCCGCCAUUUUUGCUGUCAUUGGAGUUUCAGCCAGCAAGGCUGGUGGCCUAGGUGCCAUCUGGGAUGUGGCGAAGGAGCGUGGACGUGUGCAGUUUUUUGAAUUUUCGGCAGAUCCUACCGUGCGUCACACCUGGUGGUCAUUGUUAAUUGGCGGAAUGGUCACAUAUCUGUCGCUGUAUGGCGUUAAUCAGACACAGGUGCAGCGUCUGCUAAGCGUGCACAAUUUAAGGAGCGCACAAUCAGCACUUUGGUGGAAUCUGCCCAUCCUGGGCAUGCUUAGCUUUAGCACUAUCUUCAGCGGCUUGGCCAUAUUUUAUUAUUAUCGUGAUUGCGAUCCCAAGCUCAGUGGACGAAUAAAAGCACCAGAUCAGCUAAUGCCACUAUUUGCUGUGGAUACCAUGGGCCAGUAUCCGGGACUGUGUGGUCUGUUUGUUUCGGGCCUUUUCUCCGCUAGUCUAUCGACCAUAUCCUCGGCAGUCACAUCGCUCUCGGCUGUUACACUGGAGGACUACCUCAAGCCAUUGUACAAGGCGAUUUUCAAGCGCACGUUAUUAGACUCCAAGUCAACGCUACCCACCAAAAUUGUUGCCUGCAUUUAUGGAUUAUUCUGUAUACUGUUGGCUUUCGUCGCUGGCUCACUGGGCGGCGUGCUGCAGGCCUCUUUGACUAUCUUUGGCGUUGUAGGUGGCCCGUUGCUGGGCAUCUUUACGCUUGGGGUUUGCACUAUGCGCUCUAAUCAGCGCGGGGUCCUGUUGGGCUUUACGCUUGGCCUGAUCUUUUCCUUCUGGAUUGGCUUUGGCGGUCCAAAGCCGGCAACAACACCGCUACCUCUCAAUACCACCGGCUGUGAGUCGGCGAAUGUUACUCAUGUGGCGCAGGCGCUGGUGCAGCAGGCGGAUUACUUUUGGCUAUAUCGUUUAUCCUACCUGUGGUACUGUGUGCUCGGCUUCUUGAUUACGUUAGGCGUCGGCUACUGUGCCAGUCUGACACUGGCGCACUUCAACUUUGCGAACAACUCUCAGAUAUAUUUAGAUAAGUAUCACAAGCAGUUGGAUUAUGAUUUAUUCGCGCCGGUGCUCUCCCGACGCUGGAGACGACAACAGUUAGAGAAACAGAUGCAGGCGGACCAAGAUGAAUCGCUAACGAAAUUAACGCAGGCAGCUGUAGCUAUAUAAUAGGUGAAAUCUAAUUUAUUUAUAUUGUUAAAUGACAUAGUGUAAAAUAUCAUUAACUGUGGGCUUUACUUACCAAAAAUCUUUAAACCAUGCAGCUGUUUUCGCAGUUGUCGUACCUAAAACGUGCAUAUAACAAUGUGACCUAUUUGUAUACCUGCAUACAACUAUAACUCUAACUAUAACAACUGCUAAAGGCGCCCACACAACGUCUUCCAUUUUGCAAGUGCUUAAAACUAUAUAAUAAUUGUUAACUAGGAUGUGUUAAAUAUAUGUCUAUAUACCUCGUCGGCAUACCUAGCUGAUAUUCAGUGAA